AUGGCUGAAUCGGCACCAACUGACUCGCCUCCCACGGAGUCGCCUGUGGCGACCGAGGCAAAGUCCGAGUCCAAGGAGCUCGCACCAGAACAACCACCGUCUGCAGAGACCCUUCGCAAGGUCGAAAACUACACCGUGCUGGAUAAAGAGGGCAAUAAACACCCUUUCAAGAGUCUUUAUGCCGGCCCUGACUCGACCAGCCGCGUGCUGGUGAUCUUUAUCCGUCACUUCUUUUGUGGGAGCUGCCAAGAGUUCAUUCACGCCCUCAGCGAAUCAAUCAAACCGGACGAUUUGCUCCGUCUGCCGGUCAGCACAUCCGUCGUCAUCGUUGGCUGCGGUGAUCCAGGUCUCAUCGACCACUAUCAUAAGGAAACGGGCUGCCCGUUCCCCAUCUACGCCGACCCUACACGCAAACUAUACGCUGAUCUAGACAUGGUCACCUCGUACGCCUUGGGAGAGCGCCCGCAAUACUUCCGCAAGAGCAUGGUGCGCCUCAUCGGGGAGUCUGUGGUUCAGGGAUUCAAGCACAUCUCCACUGGACUGAUGACCAAGGCCGGCGACUCCAGCCAGAACGGUGGUGAAUUCCUAUUCGAGUCGAAUGACGGAGAUGAGAAGCAGGUUACCUGGUGCCACCGCAUGACCAACACGCGCGACCACACUUUGAUUCCCGCAUUGGCACACGUUCUUGACUCCGAGGGCAAGGUGCUGCCGCUGAACAACUAG
This is a messenger RNA of Penicillium cinerascens, 723 nucleotides long. Its product is annotated as peroxiredoxin-like family protein. Bases 1 to 723 code for a protein of 240 amino acids. The transcript has 2 exons. NCBI's taxonomy places the organism in Eukaryota, Fungi, Ascomycota, Eurotiomycetes, Eurotiales, Aspergillaceae. The record is from RefSeq and is a predicted model, not a curated record.